Molecule: messenger RNA, 1130 nt
Organism: Populus trichocarpa (black cottonwood)
Lineage: Eukaryota; Viridiplantae; Streptophyta; Magnoliopsida; Malpighiales; Salicaceae
Product: elicitor-responsive protein 3
Exons: 5
Coding region: 95-745 (216 amino acids)
Source: RefSeq, a predicted model, not a curated record
UAAUUUAAUGCAUAUGUUGCAUUAAAAGAGCUUUGAAACUGCCACUGUUACUAAUUCUUGCACCAAAUGCAGCAGCAGGAGCAUCUUCUUAUAUAUGAAAGCACACGGUUUCUCUAUAUUGGACAAGCACAUACAGAUGCAAUCUCACACCAACACUCACAAAGGGAGUACCAGUACACAGAUGAAGAGAGGAAUCCUUGAAGUACUUCUUGUUCAUGCUAAAGGCAUGAAGCACACAAAUCUCAUCGGUCCACCAGUCUAUCAUGUCAUCAUACAAUGUGGAUCUCACGUGCACAAAAGCAAAGCAUCAUCAGGCAAAGAUGAAAAAACAUGGUGGAAUGAGAAAUUCAGGUUUGACUUCCCAUUAACUGAUUGGAAACAGUUGACCCAUCUAAAAUUCAGAAUCAUGGACCAGGAAUUCUUCACUGAUGGUGGAUUUGUCGGUGAAACCAUAAUUUACCUUGGAGGAAUAAUAGAUGAGGGGAUUAACAGAGGAAUUCUAGAAAUGAUGCCAGCUCCAUAUAAUGUGUUGCUUGAAGAUGACACCUACAAAGGAGAGAUAAAGAUUGGACUCAAAUUCAUUGCCAACACAGAAGUGCUCCCAGAGAGGACAUUCCUUGCACAGGUGAAUGAACCAAGACAACUGAUAUGCAGAUCCAUUAUAAAUCUCUGGAAAUUCUCAUGGUGGAAGUUGUGGCCUCAUCAUAGUCAGAGGAGUACUAAAAAUAAGACAGAGGAGGAAUAAGAUGGAUCAUAAUCCUGAAUUGUAGUCCUAGGAAUAACUUGGUUGCGAAAUGAGUAAGAUGAAUUUAACCUGUGGGAUUUGGAUCAUAUUUUGGUUAUCAAUUUGGGAAAUGUUUCCCUGCUUGAAAUUCAUUUAGAAAAUUAUCAGAUUCUGUUCUUCAUUGUAGCAGCCAUAUAUUGAUUUAUAAGCGAGCAACGUCAGGUUUCAGGGUUCUCUCCCCAUGUUACAUAUGUGGCCAGCUCAAAAUCUUUUGAAUAGUUAGUUUCUGUUAGUCGUUAUAUUGGUGACAAUGAGCAACAGGACCCAAGACUGGAGCUUGCGUCUGUCCAACAGCUGAAUGGACAUUGGUCAGAUUUGCUUAGGAUCCCUUUCUUCUUUUUUCUUA